Chironomus riparius is the source of this 2739-nucleotide messenger RNA. Lineage: Eukaryota; Metazoa; Arthropoda; Insecta; Diptera; Chironomidae. The record is from the annotation of a GenBank genome assembly.
CUCAGAAGCUUUUCGUCAUCUCAGAAUAUUAUUUUCUAAAAUAAUCAAAACAAAAUUUUAUAUCACAAUUUUCAAUCAUUAUUCGAGCAUAAUGGCUGAAUGCCGCUUCUGUUCAAGGAAAAUUAACGAAAAUCAUCAGACCAUAAACGACGAAAUUAAGAUUUACUUUACAAAUAUCACUCAAAUUAACUUACUCGAUUAUGAAAUGUGCUCGAAACAUGUCUGUGAAUUAUGUCUAAGGACACUACAAUUGGCAAAUGCUCUGCGAGUACAAUUAUUGGAAAAUGAACAAAGACUUUAUGACCUAAUUGAAAAAGAUGGAGAAAUUGUGGAACCAGAAUCGCCAAUACAGGCAUUCGAGCCUCAAUUCCGAUAUAUGAAUCAGUCCAAGAUACAACAAAAUACACAUCCAAUCAGUGAUAUUAAUUUAAAUGACAGUAUGGACUAUGAAAGUUCAGAAUAUUCAUUGCCAGCGUACCAAAAUCAGUCAUCCAUUACAUCAGCUGUGAACCAAAACACGAAUAGUUCUGAUCAUAAAAUCUUGAAUCAAUUACUUAGUAAACCCGUUAAUCAAAUUAAUGUUACGGAACCGCCUCCUUUAGCAAAAAUCCCAAUUUCUAAACCAUCAAAAAGACUUAAAUUGAGUGCUGAUGAGGAUGAAGAGGUAGUGAAAGUGAAACAGGAAAAGAGCUUUGAAGAAAAUAGUAUAAUUAAGGAACAAGACUUUCACGAUCCAAAUCCGAUUGAUCAAUUACUAUACUUCCCAGUCAAAAUUGAAGAAUCAAGCAGUCAAGAGGCUAUCAAAGAGACUAAGGAAGGCAUGUCAACAAGAGGAAGCACCAAAUUAGGAAAGAUUCAGGUAUGCAAGGAAUUUGGAACAUUUCAAGACCAAGAAAAGGAAAUAGCACCAGUUAAGAAACCCAGAUGGACGAACGCAUGUCGAGGUUCAGAAAAAGUAUUCUUUAAAAAUACAGAAACAAAUACAUUCGAUUGCCUUUACUGCAGUUUUACAACAGAUUCUCAACACGUCAUUAAGCAGCACUUGAUUAAUGAACAUCAAACUGAAAUUCCUACUUAUAAAUGUCCACAUUGCGAUAGCACUUAUUUUAAGGGAUCAAAUCUUAAAAGACAUAUUUUAGCUAAGCACAUGAAUCAGCGAUAUGUAUGUACUUAUUCGAAUUGCACAAACUUGUUUCGGGAUAGAUCGGCACUAAGACGACAUUUAGGUUCCACACAUGGAAAAUUACAGACCUAUGAAAUCGAUGAAUUGGUUAAAAAGGCUAGAAUUAUUUCAGUGAAUAGUGAGGAGUCGUCACUUCCUGAUAGUCAGAACUUUUUGCCACGACAGAGCAUCUAGAUACUAGAUACCAUUAGGAUGUAAUUUUUCAUCUAUAUAAGUAUUAAGCUUAUAUAAAUAUGUUAGUUCAAAAUUCUAUUUAUUCAUCCUCACUUGAUCUAAUUUAACGCAUUGUUCAAAUUUAAAUUUUAACGGUAUUCAAAAAUUUGAAAAAUUCAACGAGCUUAAAAUUUUGAAAACCGUUAAAUUCAAAUUGAAAAUAACGGUUUUCAAAAAAGAUCCAGAUCCGGAUCCAGCAACUUAAAAUUUAUGCAAAAAUCAUUGUGUAUGUUUACGUUUCUUCAUUAAAUCAUCUCGGUAUUGAAUCAAAAUAUUAGAAAAAAUCUCAAACAUUUAAAUUAUUUUAUUUUUAAUAAAGAAAAUCACAAAAUUGAUUAAAAUCUUAAUUAUGAGUGAGAACUGUCGAUUUUGCUUGAAAAUUCUUGAUUUUACAGAGAAAUUUCAUGAAAUCAAUAAUGACAUUAAGUAUGACUUUAAAAAUGUCACUCAAAUGGAACUGCUUACAUCUGAAUGCUAUAUAAAUAUUGUUUGUGAAUUAUGCUUACGGUCUCUUCAGCUAGCUAGUACUCUUAAGAAGCAGUUGAUUGAGAAUCAAGAGAAAUUCUAUAAAGAUUAUGAAUAUGCCACAAAAUUUGAUGAUGACUUCCAGCAGCCAACAAAAAGAAGCAGAAAGAGGAAAAGCAGGACAUCACAAGUUAGUGAAGAUGAAAAAGCUAUUGAUAUGAGUAGUGUGGCAUCAAUUAAGCAAGAGAAUCCGCUAGAAAAUGCAGUAAUUAUUGAUUUACAGCCACUUAAUCAAGAUCCAGAAAGUUUUGUAUGUAAAAUUUGUAAUAAGCCAUUUAAGAAUAAAUUAAGGCUACGGAAGCACAAAAUUACUCACUCGACAGAUAAGAAGAUUGUGUGUACAGCAUGUGGAAAGAAAUUUAAGAGAAAUGAAAAUUUAAAGGCACAUAUGCUGCAUCACGAAGAUCCCAAAUUCCAGUGUGACGUCUGCGGACGGUAUUAUUUCGAUAAAUCAUCCCUACAUCAUCAUAUUAAGAGUAAUCACUUACAAACUAGAGAUUAUCAUUGUCAGUAUUGUUCCAAAUCGUAUUUUAAAAUAAGUAAUUUAAAUCGACACAUCCUGUCUAUCCAUCAGAACCAAAAGUUCCUUUGUGGCGUUGAAACAUGUGGAAAGGCAUUUAAUUACAAGCAUCAUUGCAAAAUUCAUAUCACGAGGAUGCACAGAAGUGUAAAAUUUGAGGAUAUUGAAGGACUUAUCAAGUAUAAUCUCACAAAACCAUUUUUGCCGCCUCCUGCAUCAGAAUAGUUGAUAGAUGAAGACAUAAAUGAUUUUAACUGAAUUAUGUAAAUUGAAUAAAGGUUGAAUUUUAACAAUCAUA